AUGCUGUCUGUUUUACUAACUAUUUUCGAUAGACUGCUUGUGCCUCUCAAAGGGAUUACGGAAAGGAAGACAGGAUGGCUAGGUGGGCGCUUUCUCAGAGAACUCUACAAGGGUUGCAAUCAACAGAGUUCAAGAAAAAUAGGAGAAGGAUCUUUUGUAAAUGCUGAACAGGCAUGGCGUCGUGCUGAAAUUGCCAGGCAAACUAAUAAAGCAGUUAACAUGCAGCAUGAUAUGAUUCUGUUGCACAAUCUCUGUGCCAUAGUUAAGCAGAUCUUAGGCAAUAAAAGCCACGUAAUGUAG
Molecule: messenger RNA, 300 nt
Organism: Fraxinus pennsylvanica
Lineage: Eukaryota; Viridiplantae; Streptophyta; Magnoliopsida; Lamiales; Oleaceae
Source: the annotation of a GenBank genome assembly